GUAAUUCAAAUAACGUGUGUUUUCCCAUUGAUGAUAAACUGUUGUGUACGUAGGACUUAAUUAUCGAAACAAAUAUAAGUAUCUACAUCAGCAAUUCCGUCUCGAACUUACAAAUACAUACACCUUUGAUCCUCGAGAUAUAAACGAACAUGGCUCUACCUCGAUCAGAAUAUCUCUCCGAUGUCUGGCGGAAUGGCAUCUUUGACAACAAAGUCGUCUUCUGUACUGGCGGAGCAGGUACGAUAUGUUCCGCUCAAGUGCGCGCAAUGGUUCACCUGGGCGCCAACGCGUGUAUUAUCGGACGCAAUCCAUCCAAGACUGAAUCCAUGGCCAAAUCCAUUUCAACUGCACGUCCCGGAUCGAAAGUCAUUGGAAUUGGCGGUGUUGAUGUGAGAAACAUAAAGAGUUUGGACAGUGCGGUAGAGACAUGUGUGAAGGAAUUAGGAGGCAUUGAUUUCGUUAUCGCCGGAGCAGCAGGAAAUUUCAUUUCACCCCUCGAAGGUCUCUCCUCGAACGCUUUCCGAACUGUCCUCGAAAUUGACACUCUCGGUUCCUUCAACACCCUCAAAGCUACUCUCCCACACCUCAUAAAAUCCGCCUCUGCCCAUCCAAACAAAGCUUCUAACCCCAACACGGGAGGUCGCAUUAUUUUCAUCUCCGCCACAUUCCAUUUUACAGGAAUGGCACUUCAGGGACACGCAGCAGCAGCAAAAGCAGGCGUCGAUGCUAUUUCUGCAACGGCCGCAUUGGAAUACGGUCCAAGGGGAAUAACUAGUAAUGUGAUCACUCCAGGACCCAUAGAAGGAACGGAGGGAAUGGCAAGACUGGGCGAUAAGGAGAGCGAAGCUAGCGGGGAUGCGCAAAGAAGAAAUCCAUUGGGCAGAUAUGGCACAGUAAAGGAAAUUGCAGAUGGAACUGUGUACUUAUUCAGCGAUGCAGGAAGUUUUGUCAAUGGUGAAGUCUUGGUUAUUGACGGAGGGAAUUGGAGGCACCCGGGAGGAAUGGCCGGAGGAAAGAGAUACCCCGAUUAUUUACUAGACGAUACAUUCGUACGAAGAAAGGAGUCAAAGUUGUGAUCACCGGGUUACACAAGCUGCAUGUUACACAAGCUGUAUGUUACACAGGCUGUAUGCUGUCUGUGGUGAGCUGAUGCAUUGGGGUUUUUGUUGGGGCUGUUGGGUUUGAGACAUGUAAUGCGAUAGACAUUUUGUAUUCUGGCCAAAUUUCUGUUCUUAAUUGACGAUUAUCGUCUAACUACUAGAUUUCCAUGUUUAUUCUACAUUCUUCAUGAUCGUAACAUCGUUAUGGCAUCGCAUCAUCCAUUUAUACAUACUUUCCUUCCUAGAUAAUUUCCGCCACAUAAUAAAUAAACA
Messenger RNA from Botrytis cinerea B05.10, 1373 nucleotides. RefSeq names its product Bcsps19 (gene Bcsps19). The record is from RefSeq and is a predicted model, not a curated record. The coding region runs from base 150 to 1076 and encodes 308 amino acids. Gene Ontology annotation, molecular function: 2,4-dienoyl-CoA reductase (NADPH) activity. Gene Ontology annotation, biological process: fatty acid catabolic process. The transcript is spliced from 4 exons. Lineage: Eukaryota; Fungi; Ascomycota; Leotiomycetes; Helotiales; Sclerotiniaceae.